This is a messenger RNA of Apiotrichum porosum, 3030 nucleotides long. RefSeq lists its product as uncharacterized. The record is from RefSeq and is a predicted model, not a curated record. The transcript has 7 exons. Gene Ontology annotation, molecular function: small GTPase binding. Gene Ontology annotation, cellular component: cytosol; nuclear envelope. Gene Ontology annotation, biological process: protein import into nucleus. Bases 1 to 3030 code for a protein of 1009 amino acids. Lineage: Eukaryota; Fungi; Basidiomycota; Tremellomycetes; Trichosporonales; Trichosporonaceae.
AUGGCGAUGCAGGCCCCCGACUUGCGUGUGCUUCUCCACUCGCUCGUCAACAUCACCUCCAACGAGCAGUACGCGCGCGACCAGCAGACCCUCACCGCCCUCUUCAAGGAGCCCGAGUUCCUUGUCCACCUCCAGGGCUUUGCCGCCGACCGCUCCCUCUCGCAGCCCGAGCGUCUCCUCGCCUCCGUGAUCACUGCCCGUGAGCUCAAGACCAAAUGGCGCAGCAAGCAGCUUGUUCCCGAGGCCCGCAAGCCUGAGAUCCGUGAACGCCUGUUCACCUUCCUCGAGGAGCCUGAUAACUCUAUCGCACGCCCUCAGCUUGGCCUUCUCGUCGCCAUUGCGCGUAUCGAGUUCCCGCGCGCGUUCCCCAACCUUCCUCAGCUUCUUCUCAACCCCCUCCUCACCUGCCUCGCGCACCUCGGCUCGGCGCCUGGCGCCGCCACCGCCUCGUCGUCGACCACCUCCACCAUCCUGCUGAACACUCUCUGGACAAUUAAUGCGCUUGUCAAGGAGUGGCGCAGCGUCAAGAUUGCUGUUGGUGCUCAGGUCAUGCACACUCUCGAGGAGGUUUUCGUGGCACCGGUCGGCCAAGUUCUGGAGAUCUGGGGCAAGACGGUGACCAACGGCGAGGGCGACUGGGUGAUCAACGAGGCUGGUCGAUAUGCCUUCAAGAUCCUCGCUCGCUUCUGCCAGUGGCACUGGGGCAAGGCCAAGAACCUCCAAUCCGCCCAGGGUCGCGAGCACAUCAAGCUCCUCCUCCACCACUCGGUUCACUACGCUCCGAUCAUUCAGGCUCACCGUCUCCGCCUUGUCCAGCACAUUCCUCAGCCCACCCCUCCCGAGUUCACCAAGCUCUCCCACUCCCUCAUCAAGCACCUCCGCGCCAUCGGCAAGUGGUGGCGCGUCAUGAUUGGUACCGACCCCAAGGGCUGGUGCCACCUUGAGGGUGCCACUGCUGGUGUUGGAUGGUGGUGGAGUGCUGUCGGUGGCGUCAUGGCCGGCAGCGACGGUGCUGUCUCCAACGAUGACUCUGACGACAACCCCUACCCCAAGCGCUUCCUUCUUUUGGGAAUGCUCCUGUUCAAGGACAUUCUGCCCAUCUUGGCUGUCGACCACCAGGCCAUCUUCACUCCCGACUUUAUCCUUACCGCCCUCCACCUCCUCAUCGACAAACUCCUCCCUCUCACUUCCACCGACCUGGAGGCGCUCGAGGAUGAGCCCGAGGAGUGGCUGGUUGCCGAGAACAAUGACGAGGAGGCCUGGGCAUUUGAGUUCCGCCCCUGUGCCGAGCGUGUUCUUAUUGCUCUGAACAAUGCGUGCCGCCACCUCCCAGCCGACCGCAAGCCUAUUGAGCCCGAGAUGCUCAAGAUUCUCGCGCAGACCGAGGCCCUUCCGCCCAGCGACCUCCCCAACAUUCUGCGCAAGGAGGCCGUCUACUGCGCUGUCGGCCGCCUCAGCCGUUCGUUGGCCACCCACGGAGGCGUGGAUUUCAAUGGCUUCCUCAACGGCGUCGGCUCGUGGCUCGGCCAGGGUGUGCCCCUCCACCGCAUCCUCAAGCGCCGUGUGGCGUGGUUGAUCGGCCAGUGGGUCGGCUCUGACGAGGAGUCUGCCAAGCUCGACCUUGUUUGGCAGAUCCUCCUUCACCUUCUUGCUGAGCGUGGCGAGUCGUCCGACUUGGCUGUCAACCUCACUGCUGUGACUUCGAUCAAGGAGUGUGUCGACCUCUGGGAGCUCGACAUUUCGUACUUCCUCCCCUACCUGCAGAAGACCGUCGAGGAGCUUGUCAAGCUCCUGGGCGAGGCGACCACUCUUGACGGCAAACGCUACGUCAAUGACGCUAUUGGCGUGGUGAUUGAGCGUGUCGAGGACAAGAUUUUGCCCUACCUCCCGACGCUUGCUCAGGCCAUUCCCGGACUGUGGCACGGUGCCUCGGGUCUGGAGGGCGAGUGGCUCUUCAAGGCGUCGCUGGUUGUCCUUACUACCAAGAUUGUCACUGCCGCCAAGGAGUCGUCUGGCAACUUUAUGGAGCUCGUCAUCCCUCUUAUCGAAGAGAGCCUGCAGCCCCCCGCCAAGGACUUUUUUGAAGAGGACGGUAUCAUCCUUUGGCAGACUGCCCUUCACAACGGCGCAUCGCCCUACCAGCCCACACACGAGACGGGCCUUAUCCGUCUUCUGCCCGGACUUCUCCAUGCCACCAGCGAGAACAUGGACCUGCUCUCCAAGCUCCUCCCACUCCUCGACUCGUACCUUCUCCUUGACGCCGCCGGUAUUGUCAGCAGCUACGGCUCCCCCAUGUGCGCCGCGCUCAUGCAGGCCAUCACCACGUCGGGCAAGAACGCUCAAAACGUCAACCGUAUCCUUGCUACCGUGUCCCUUCUCGUCCACAUCGGCCCCCUCCAGCAGCUCGCGGGCCUGCUCCUCGAGUCGGGUCUCUUCAGCCACAUUCUUGUCGCCCUCGAGGAUGACAAGGCGUCGGGCACUAUCCUGGCAUCCUACCUCCACAUUCUCGCGCGCAUCGCCAUGCGCGACCCGACCAUCUUCCUCCAGCUCGUUGCCGAGCAGGCGCGCAUCAGCCACCGCGACGGACACAAGCUCCUCGAGGAGGUCUUUGACGCCAUGUGGCGCAACUUUGACUAUGUCGGCGAGGCGCGCGCGCGCAAGGCUGUGGCCAUGGGUGCCGGUGCGCUCCUGACCACUGGCCACCAGCAGGCGCUCGAGCGUCUCGACGGCGAGUUCCUCAACAUGUUCCUCGACGUCCUGGGCGAGCUCCAGCCGGCCGACACGCCGUCGGGCCCCGAGGCGUCCGUCAACCACUGGAAGGACGACCACCCCGUCGCCUGGGGCGAGAUUGAGCACGCGCCCGAAGGGGUCCGCCGCAAGACCCUCGAGGACGCCGACCCAGCCUACGCCGUGCCCCUGCGCGCGUACGUCGUCGACGUGCUCACCCGCGCCCAGGGCGUCGGCCUCGGUCCGUACUGGGACAAGGCGGACGCCGGCGCCAAGAACAGCCUCCAAAAGUUCCUCGCAUAG